Molecule: messenger RNA, 654 nt
Organism: Callorhinus ursinus (northern fur seal)
Lineage: Eukaryota; Metazoa; Chordata; Mammalia; Carnivora; Otariidae
Source: RefSeq, a predicted model, not a curated record
AUGGAGAUGCGAAGGGCCCUUCAGAGGCUCUCGGUGAAGAAGCAGCCUUGCCCGGCACUUGGACGGCUUGGCUGUGUCUUGCCAGAGGCGAGCAGUGACGUUUUGUUCGAUCUCUCUCUGUAUGCACUUUUCUUCGGGACCACAGCACGCCAGGGAGAGGUGGGUGGGGAGCAGCACCUGCAGUUGCAGGAGGCUGGUCUCCGCAGGUUAGAGAACAGCCUCUCUUCCCUACAGAACAAUUUCAUCAACCUCAGCUUUCUCCGCCUCUUCCGUGCUGCCCGGCUCAUCAAGCUGCUGCGCCAAGGCUACACCAUCCGCAUCCUGCUGUGGACCUUCGUCCAGUCCUUCAAGGCCCUGCCCUACGUGUGUCUGCUCAUCGCCAUGCUGUUCUUCAUCUACGCCAUCAUCGGCAUGCAGGUUUUUGGAAAUAUUGCCCUGGAUGAUGACACCAGCAUCAACCGGCACAACAACUUCAGGACGUUUUUGCAAGCCUUGAUGCUGUUGUUCAGGAGUGCCACUGGGGAGGCCUGGCAUGAGAUCAUGCUGUCUUGUCUCAGCAACCAGGCCUGUGAUGAGCACGCCAAUGCCAGUGAGUGUGGGAGCGACUUUGCCUACUUCUACUUCGUCUCCUUCAUCUUCCUUUGCUCCUUUCUG